Molecule: messenger RNA, 1193 nt
Organism: Quercus lobata
Lineage: Eukaryota; Viridiplantae; Streptophyta; Magnoliopsida; Fagales; Fagaceae
Product: nucleolin
Exons: 3
Coding region: 121-753 (210 amino acids)
Source: RefSeq, a predicted model, not a curated record
CUUUUCCCUCCCUGUAUUUUUCCAAUUUUCUGAAUUUUGAUUUCUUAUUUAAUUUUCUCUUUUUAUCUUUCCCUAGAAAAUUUCCAACAAUUUUCUCGAGAAAACUAAGCUUUUCGUAAGAUGAAACUUAUGGAGGAGGAGAUAGAAUUCGAGGAGGAAAAGACGGUUAAGGUUUUGUAUGAAGAAAAGCAAGGCCUUGAAGACGAUGAUGAGGUAGAGCUUGGUGAUGAGGAAGAGGACGGUGAAGAAGAUGAUGAGGAUGAUGAUGGAGAUGAAGACGAUGACGAUGACGAUGGAGAUGAAGAUGAUGACGACGACAACGAUGAGGAUGUGCAGGAAGUUUUGCCUUCCUCCGGUGGUCCUCCGGUGCACUCUGUAGAUGACGAAGAGGAUGACGAUGAGGAUGAUGACGAUGAAGACGGUGAUGACGACGACGACGAUGAUGGUGAAGGUGAUGAUGAUGAUGAUGACGACGACGAUGAUGCUGAAGGAGACGAUGAUGAAGGUGAAGAGGAGGAUCUGGGAACCGAGUACCUUGUCAGGCCAGUAGCCCGUGCCGAGGAUGAGGAAGAUGCUAGUGAUUUUGAGCCAGAGGAGAAUGGUGGCGGCGAGGAGGAAGAAAUCGAUGAGGAGGAUGAAGACGAAGAUGGUGGGAAGGUUGAUGUUCCGGCAAAGAGGAAGAGGUCAGACAAAGAUGAUUCGGAUGACGAUGAUGAUGGUGGAGAGGAUGACGAGAGACCAUCCAAGCGAUAGGGUUGGGCCUCUGCUUGGUUUGAGGACUGACCAUUGAAAAAAUAGAUGGCGCUGCUGUGUGAGUCACCGAAAUGAUAGCAUCCAGAAGGAACGACACAAGGAUUGAUUGAUAAAGACUGCCAGACUGACAAACAAAUGGUAUCAUUGAGCUGAAUGAAAAGAGGAGAGAAGAUGAAGACAAUUUUUCUAUUUGAUGACAGUCCGUAGUUACACCAGUACACACCACGUCAGCUCAGCUAACACUGGGCCUAACAUUGGGCUCAAGGUUCACACUGAAUUUGCCUAAGACCAUAUGUUUAGCUCACCUAAGCCCAAUACUGUUCGCGAUUAAUAUGGGUUGAGAUUAGGACCAAUUUGGCACAGGUCAUAAUCUUUUUAUAGUCCAAAACCUAUGGAUCGAAUUUCAAUUUAGGUGGGGGUGGAGUAUGGUUCGUUUGCAA